Messenger RNA from Arthroderma uncinatum, 1287 nucleotides. Its product is annotated as glycolipid 2-alpha-mannosyltransferase. NCBI's taxonomy places the organism in Eukaryota, Fungi, Ascomycota, Eurotiomycetes, Onygenales, Arthrodermataceae. Gene Ontology annotation, cellular component: membrane; Golgi apparatus. Bases 1 to 1287 code for a protein of 428 amino acids. The record is from RefSeq and is a predicted model, not a curated record. The transcript has 4 exons. Gene Ontology annotation, biological process: protein N-linked glycosylation; cell wall mannoprotein biosynthetic process; protein O-linked glycosylation. Gene Ontology annotation, molecular function: alpha-1,2-mannosyltransferase activity.
AUGAACGCAACCCAGGGCAAGUACCUGCGGUACAUACUCUUUGCGAUCCUGGGACUCGCCAUCAUACACUUCAUAACCUCCUCCUCGUUGCCGAUUCCCAAUGCAAGCGAUCUCGGCCUAUCCUACCCCAAAACAGGCGAGCAAGCCAAACCAACCGUUCCAGCUGGUGAAAACAAGGCACCUACGCCCCCGGUAGCUCCUCCACAGCAACAAGCUCCUAAGCCAGACGCUCCCAACACAGUUACUCCCAAGCCAGACGCCCCUAAGCCGGCUGCUCCAGGUUCUCCAGCUGGAGGAGAACCCUAUGAGCGAGUGAACGCGACGUUUGUGACUCUGGCAAGAAACUCGGACAUUUGGGAGAUUGCAAAGUCCAUCCGUCAGGUGGAGGAUCGCUUCAACAAAGACUACCAUUACGACUGGGUUUUCUUGAACGAUGGAGAAUUCUCCGAUGAGUUCAAGAAAUUCACGACUGCCCUGGUCUCCGGAAAGACACACUACGGUCUCAUUCCAAAGGAGCACUGGUCGUACCCGGAAUGGAUCGAUCAGAACAAGGCCGCAGAAACCAGGAAGAUCAUGAAGGCGAAGGAAGUCAUCUACGGAGACUCUGAAAGUUAUAGACACAUGUGCCGCUACGAGUCUGGAUUCUUCUUCCGACAUGAGCUCAUGAUGCAGUUCGACUACUACUGGCGAGUGGAACCCAGUAUCGAAUACUUCUGCGACAUUCACAUCGAUCCGUUCAAGUUCAUGAGGGACAACAAGAAGAAAUACAGCUUCGUCAUCAGUUUGCCCGAGUACGAGGCAACCGUCGAGACGCUUUGGAAGAGCACCAGGAAGUUCAUCGACCAGUACCCGGAGCACAUUGCCGAGAACAACAACCUAGAAUUUAUUAGCAAGGAUAAUGGUAAAACAUAUAACCUGUGUCAUUUCUGGUCUAACUUUGAGGUUGGCGACCUGAACUUCUUCCGCUCGCAAAAGUACCUGGACUUCUUCAAUAUUCUGGAUAAGGAUGGCGGCUUUUUCUACGAAAGAUGGGGUGAUGCCCCUGUCCACACCAUCGCCGUCGCUCUGAUGCUGAACAAGGAAGAGGUACACUUCUUCAAUGACAUCGCAUACAGACAUGUCCCAUUCGUCCACUGUCCAACUGGAGAACAGACCAGAUUGGAUUUGAAAUGCCAUUGCAAUCCCUCGGACAACUUUGACUGGAAGGGCUAUUCAUGCACUACUCGCUACCAUGACAUCAACAAACUAAAGAAGCCUUCUGGUUGGGAACAAGAGAGGGAUGCAUAG